This is a messenger RNA of Rhinichthys klamathensis goyatoka, 3125 nucleotides long. It is a transcript of the gene arcn1a, whose product is annotated as archain 1a. Gene Ontology annotation, biological process: Golgi localization; endoplasmic reticulum to Golgi vesicle-mediated transport; retrograde vesicle-mediated transport, Golgi to endoplasmic reticulum. Lineage: Eukaryota; Metazoa; Chordata; Actinopteri; Cypriniformes; Leuciscidae. The transcript is spliced from 10 exons. The coding region runs from base 161 to 1690 and encodes 509 amino acids. The record is from RefSeq and is a predicted model, not a curated record. Gene Ontology annotation, cellular component: COPI vesicle coat; cytosol.
UGACGACGAGCUGCUUCCGGUUGGAGACGUGGCUUACACUCCUGCCAUAUUGAGCCGCCUUGCACACAAAUAACAGUUUUAUUUAUCUCCACAUAGCAUUAUACAACCACACAAACGGCGUUCAGAAGAUUAAACGCAGAAAACAUAUCAGACCGUGAAAAUGGUGCUGUUGGCUGCAGCAAUCUGCACCAAGGCAGGUAAGGCCCUGGUGUCGCGGCAGUUUGUGGAGAUGACACGGACGCGAGUGGAGGGUCUGCUGGCCGCUUUUCCCAAGCUGAUGAACACAGGCAAACAGCACACAUUUGUGGAGACGGAGAGUGUGCGCUACGUCUACCAGCCUCUGGAAAAGCUCUACAUGGUGCUGGUCACCACCAAGAACAGUAAUAUACUGGAGGACCUGGAGACACUGCGUCUCUUCUCACGUGUGAUUCCUGAAUAUUGCCGUGUCCUGGAGGAGAGUGAGAUUUCGGAGCACUGCUUUGACCUCAUCUUUGCGUUCGAUGAGAUUGUUGCACUCGGUUAUAGAGAAAAUGUCAACUUGGCCCAGAUCCGGACAUUCACAGAAAUGGACUCUCAUGAGGAAAAGGUUUUCCGUGCCGUCAGAGAGACUCAGGAGCGUGAAGCUAAGGCAGAGAUGAGACGAAAGGCUAAAGAACUUCAGCAGAUACGGCGUGAUUCAGAGCGUGGAAAGAAGGGUCCGGGCUUUGGUGGUUUUGGCAGCUCGGGCAUGAGCAGCAGCAACACAUCCAUCAUCACAGACACUCUGAUCGAGCUUGAGAAACCCAAACCCAGCCCUGCACCCGUCAGGUCCAGUGGUCCAAGUAAAGCACUUAAACUGGUUGGCAAGGGGAAGGAGGUGGAUGACUUUGUGGACAAACUCAAGUCAGAGGGAGAAAAUAUCAUCUUGCCUGGCACAGGCAAAAGACCCUCAGAUGCGUCCAAAUCUCUGCCUCCUCCAACCCACACAGAGAGUGUGCAUAUGCGGGUGGAGGAAAAGAUCACCCUGACGUGUGGCCGUGAUGGUGGCCUCCAGAACAUGGAAGUGGUUGGCAUGAUUACCCUCAGAGUGUCUGAUGAGAAGAAUGGGCGAAUUAGGCUAAAUAUCAGCAAUGAUGACAAGAGAGGCGUCCAGUUGCAGACCCAUCCCAAUGUGGACAAAAAACUUUUCACAGCGGAGUCCGUGAUUGGUCUGAAAAACCCUGACAAAUCUUUCCCCCUGAAAACUGACGUCGGUGUGCUAAAGUGGAGACUACAGACCACAGAGGAAUCUCUCAUUCCACUAACAAUAAACUGCUGGCCCUCUGAGAGUGGUACCGGCUGUGAUGUAAACAUCGAGUAUGAGCUACAGGAUGAAACUCUGGAACUCAAUGAUGUAGCCAUCUCUAUUCCUGUACCGUCUGGAGUAGGAGCUCCUGUGAUUGGUGAUCUAGAUGGAGAAUAUCGCCAUGACAACAGACGAAAUGUCCUGGAGUGGUCUCUUCCCGUGAUCGAUGUAAAGAAUAAGACCGGUAGCAUGGAGUUCAGCAUAAAUGGCCAGCCCAAUGACUUUUUCCCUGUCAGUGUCUCCUUUGUCUCCAAGGGAAGCUACUGUGACAUUCAGGUCACUAAGGUUUCUCAAGUGGAUGGGGACAGCCCGGUUCGGUUCUCCACAGAAACAUCAUUUGUGGUCGACAAGUAUGAAAUACUAUAAAAGGAAACUUCACUAACAAAAUUCCACCCAACUUGACAGAAGAGCAGAUAAAUGGACUGAAAACAUUCAUAUAAAUAAAAGAAGGGAGAGACAUACAAAUGGAGGGACGAUGCAAUCUUUAUCAUCUUCAGCAGUACUUUAAUGGGAUUCUGCUUACUUUUUUUAUCCCCCAAAAAGAAAAUGAAGUCAUUUUAGACUUUGCUGGCAAUAUUGGCUGUACUUGUACCAAAUUUGUUUCACAAAGUAACUUUCUUCAUAAAGACCAGUGAGUAUCAGCGAGGGUUGGGGCUAAAAUGGAGACUUUAUCAGGAGGGAGGUGGGCUGGUGGAGCUUUAUUUAUUUGAUGCCAUCAUGGCAGUAUAUAUUUGAAUUGAUGGUUCAUAUACCUUCACUGUAAGGGUCAAGUUGCUCAUGUCAUUUCUUUCAGUUUGUGGUUUUCUAAAGUUUCUUUUUCAUUGUGCUGUGAACUAACUUUUUUGAAACACUAGAAGAUUGUUGUCCCUUGCUUGCAAUAGCCUUUUCGUCCAUAUCCUGAAAUGUCUGUAGUCAUAGUUUCGUCUUUCUUUAUGUCGUUCAUACUUCUUGUUUUGUCUAAAAUAUAUUUCAUCUCCCGUUUCAGUCUCCUGUUUGACAUCUCUCAUGUUUAAGAACUAAAUCUGUGCUUGGAUCUUUGUCUAACUCGCUGUUUUCUUGCUUUACGUUGCUUUAGUGUAGUAAUGCCAACCUGUAAGGAAAUGGAACAUAUAGUAUUCAUUUUCAAAACUUUGUUUCCAGUAUCAUGGACAUCUGAGGGCAAUUUGACAAACAAUUAAAAUGGAAAAAACUUUUAAAGCCAUUAACAACAUAUAGUACAGCGAGUAGUUUAAUUUAAGCUGAAAGCAUUGCGGUGCUUCAAAAAUGAGAGCUCAGUUUGUCUGGUUUAUAUCAUGUUUUCUAUUGAAAGCAGGACCUACAGGCUUGGACUUUCAUACUGCUAAAAGGCAACCUGCUCAUUCUUAUCUGAAAUGUGUUGGAUGUAGAUAGAGCCGCUCAGUGGAGGAUCGGGAUCAUUUGUGUCUCUUGACUGUCAGUGAUUGUGAAUGGGUUUUCAGGGAGGGACCUCUGGUCUCAAAUCAGCAUUAAGAGUGGUUCCCAGCCUGCCAAAUCAUCAUCCCAAAAUUCAGUCUCAACCCCACAUGCCCCCACUGAAGAAAAGAGGCCUCCCUUGCUGUCUUGGUUCCAAAUAAUGCCUUGAAUGUCUCUGCAUAUUUUGAUGAUGGAAAGGGCGUAUUAAAUGUUUUGGUUUUCAUGGAAUCAUAAUGUGGAUUGGGGGAAUGGUAUAAAGACUUCAGAGAUUUUUUUGUAAUCUUGUAAAAUAACGAAUUAGGGAUUCAUGUUAAAGAACAUUCCAGUGUAAACUUAAAAAAAAAAAAAUCAAUAAAGAGUCUAAAAAGGA